GAUGCAAAACCAUGCUCUGAAGUGUCCCUAGCCUCUGUUUGCCAGAAGAUGGGUGGAUCACUCCAGCUGCCCUGUUCUUCACAGUUCCCUGAAGUUCUGGGGAGCCAUUGACGGACGACAGGACACUGGGCUAGAGGGACCAUUGGUCUGACCCAGGAUGGUCGUCCUUGUGCUCUUAACUGCUGGCUUGUGGCUUAUCCCUCCUCAAUACAUUUUUCUGAAAAAUGCCCUCCUAGCGGGUUUGGUUUGCAACUUUGUUUCUGCAAAUCAUCAUCGCUCUAGGUGACGCGUGCAAUAGAAAUGCCUAGUCAUUCAUGCAUUCAUUCAUUCCAGUGCUCGCUCUCCUGCGGCAGCCAAGAAACUCACCACCGUCCACCUGAACAAAUAUUCUCUUAAAUAUUCCUUUGCCUUGCUGUAGAGCGGAGGUACCCUCCCUUUUGCUGCACCCCUUCUCCACGGGAGUCACAUAACAGCCCACCCCCAAACUCCCGCCCAGCUGGGGCAAAGGUAACUCAGCAAGCAGAGCCAGCGGCUCACCCGAGGUCGGGGCAGGACCUGGCUGGCUACGUCUCCGGAGAAGCCCACGGCAGUGCAGUGCAGGAGUAGACCAGGGCACCGGGUGCUUCCUCCCCCCGCUCAGAGCCGCUAGCUCCUGCAGGCUCCGGAGGGUAUGAAAUACACGGUGCUGGGGCCGGUCAGGCGUGUGGGCCAGGGCAGGACAGCAGCGGGGACAGUGCGCAAGGAGUUCCCAGCAGUCCGGGAGCGGGAGGGAGAGGAGAGCAGCAGGCUGCUGCCUGGAUGGGGUGGGGCUGCACUCCCCCUCCCAGCCCGAGAGCCGGGGGCUUCCUGCGUGUUAUUUUUCCACAUAUCAAAUCCGGGGUCGUGAGCUUUCAGACGUUUCGGACCACGCGUGGUGCUUACUCCCGUGACAGCAGUGGACUGACUCACGGCAGUAAGCACUACUCCCUGGAGUAAGUUGUUUGCAAGAUAAAACCCUUACACACAUAGUGCUUAAAUUCAGAGCUGGCGGAGGCAGGCACAGCUCCACUGACACCGGGUGGAGCAGAGAGUGGCAGGGCCCCCUUGGCACCUGCCUCUGCUGGUCCACAAAGUCACUCGGAGACCCUGGGGGUAGUAACCAGCGGUGCCGUUUAUUUGCAGGCUUGUUCCCACCCGUUUCACCGCGUACAGUUGGCCCGUCACCCUCUGCGGGCAGGAGGGAAUCGCUACCUCCCUGCUCCCGUUCCCUGCCUUUUCCCUUCCUGCCCCAGGCUUUUAUACAGCCCAGAUUAAUCUCUGCUUCCCCAGGUAGGGCCAGGUUAUCUCCAGCCAGCUCUAACGUAUUCCCCCGAAUGGGAGCUGGCGGGACAGAGGGUGUAGGCCCAGCUGGCCUGUGCCCAGCACCCUGUCAGACCAGGGCUGUUCUGAUCACUGACGUCAGGGGUGACUGUCCCUUGGUCCACACACGCUGCGACUGGGACAAUUCUCAGUGGAAUCCAGCAGUAGAACAUUCUACGUGGCAGAGGGGCGGGUGGUGAUGUGGGAUCCUACAGGGCAAUGAACCGGGAGGGAGACAACACGAGGGAUUAAAAGCCCCUGUUUAUCCUCAGAGCAGGUCCAGCCUGGACUGCAGCAAUGCCAGGUCCCCACCACCACCCCUGCCCGUCUGCACCGGUUUAGAGCGGGUCAUUGUUAGGUGAACCUCACUUAGGACCUAGCAAAGACGCAGUUUCUCCCUGUAAAACCCAGGGUCCCUGGCUGGGGUUAGCCCUAGGGACUAGCACAAUUUAAAUUCACCCUUUUUUCUCAGUCUAGGCCCUAAGGGUGAGAGGGGAGUCGCGUCUCCAGCGCCCACUCACGCCUUGGCCUCUCUCAUGAGAUGGGUGGGGGUUGCUGACGGAUGGUGGAUUUCAUAACAGGGGCGCCAUUAGGUACCGGAAAGAGACCCUGCAGCCCACCCACACAGCGGCGUCUGUGCACCACUGGCCCAGGCCACAUCCACACCAGUGACCUGGCAGGCAUGUUGCCCAGCGCCGGCCAGUCCCCCUAUGUGGGGCCACUAUAUUCCCACGCCAUGGAGCACGUUGCCAGCCAGGGUAGGCCCCGGGCUGCGGCAGUCCAGGCGAGACGCCCCCUCCCCGUUGAGUCCCGUUGCCGCGUGAGGCCUGGAAGGAGAUGGCACCAUCUCACCCGCUUCUCUUCCUGGUGAGAGGGGUGGGGAGGCCCGGGAGCAGCAGACGGUGCCCACCCAGACUCCUGGUUUCCCUCCGAUUUAGGGCACUGUCUCCCAAGUGGUUGCCAUGGCACUGGCUGUCUAGGGUACCAGCCCUGAAGGAUGCAGGGCAGCGCGAUGGAUACCCCUAUGCUAUGCAGAGGGCUGUAUCUCUGUGUCCAGUCCGGGGGGGGGGGGGGCAGCCUGCUAGGCCGGCUCUCCAUGGUGGGAGAGCUGUGCGGGGGGAGAGGCUCGCUAGGCCCAGUCUCUGUGUUCCAGGCGGGUAGCCCCAGCUGGAGGGAGGCCCCUGGGGGAUGAGGAGGACUGGGCCGAGUGGAGAGAUGCUCCCUCAAUGGGAUGGGGGACACACACCCAAAGCGGGGAACCCUCCUGAGGGCAGUGGAGCAGGGAAACCUGCCCGUGGGAGGGAGUAGGAAGAGUGGGGCUUGCAGAAGCAAGACCCUCCCUCGGAGGGGAGUUUUCCCCUUGCCAGGGGGCACAUUCACUAGGAGGAGGGGACCAUGUCAAGGGGCCACAGAAGACUCUGAAGCCUGGGAGAUGCAAAAGGAAACUAACUGGGUCUGCCUUGCGCUCUCAGCAGGUCAUUCUGUUACGAAACAUCACCUCCCGCCGCGGACCGAGCGAAGGGAGGAGCCGCCACGUCCCAGGGAAUGGAGCGACGCAGAGGAAAAGGGGACUCGGCAAAGCUGCUUCACAGAUGAUGAGAACUUUACUAUAAAAUCAGAACCACCUGACCCGGUACCAGAGAGAUCAGAAGAGAAUCUCUCCUUGUCUCCAGACUGGAGAAACGCCUACGAGAUCCAGUGCAAACCGCAAAGGCAACAGAUGGACCAUGCAGGAGCCAAGCAUGAGAAGGUAACUAUAAAAUUAGAGCCAAGGGAGUCCUCAUCAGAAAAGUCUGAAGAAGAUCUUUCCACAUCUUCAGACACCUACAGGAUCCAGUGCAAACCAGAAAGGCAGCAGAUGAGCCCCACUGGAGCAGAGAAUGAGAACCUUACUGUGAAAUUAGACUCACCUGAACAGUCCAAAGACACUAUUCUUGAGUCUUCAGAUUGGGACAGCGUCUUCAGGAUCCCUUGCAAAUCAGGAAGGCAGCUGGUGAGCCCCACUGAAGCGACCCAUGAGACCUCCGCUGUAAAACUGGAGGUACCGGACCAAUCAUCAGAAACUUGCCAAGAGAAUGUGACCGUGAAUUCAGACUGGGGGAAUGUCUGCACGAUCCCAUGCAAAUCACAAAGGCAGCUGAGGAGCUCUCUAGAGACUGAGGCUGAACAAUCCAGCUUUGGCAGCAUGAAGAAUUUUGCACUUUUCCAAGAACACCUGAAGAGAGAAAUGCCUUACGUGUGCAUGGAAUACGAAGACAACUUUGCGGAUCAGGUUGGCCUGGAACCACACCAGGGAAAGCUCCCUCUGGAAGCUCCUUUUAACUGGACUGGUUGUGGCAGCGGCUUUGGGCCGAUGUCCCUUCUCGUGACUCAUGAGAAAACCCACAUGGGAGUGAGGCCGUACAUCUGCACGGAAUGCAAGAAGGGCUUCAAUCACAAACAAGACCUGAUACGGCACUACCGUAUCCACACGGGAGAGAGACCCUAUCAGUGCACCGAAUGCGGGAGGAGCUUCGUCCAGAAAACGCACCUUAUAACACACUUCCGAAUCCACACGGGCGAGAGGCCGUUUCCGUGCACCGAGUGCGGGAAAAACUUCAGGAAGAAAACCCACCUGAUGCGGCACCAGAGGACUCACUUGAGAACCCGGCUGUUCCCCUGCUCUGUAUGCCAGAAGAACUUCAGCCACAAGCAAGAUCUCGCCAGGCACCAGCAGAUCCACACGGGGGAACGGCCGUUCACGUGCACCGAGUGUGGGAAAAACUUCAGUUGGAAGAAGAAUCUCAUCACCCACCAACGUAUCCACACGGGGGAGCGACCCUUCAGCUGCACCCAGUGUGGGAAGAGCUUCAGCUGGAAGAAAUACCUCGUCACGCACCAGAAGACCCAUGAGGAGAAGAGACUGUACAACUGCCCUCACUGCGACAGGAGCUUCUGCCAGAAGUCCAUGCUCAGCAUGCACCAGAAGACUCACCUCGAGAGGCGAUCCUACACCUGCACCGUAUGCCAGAGGAGCUUCGGCCACAAGCAGGACCUCAUAAGGCACCACCGGAUCCACACCGGAGAGAGACCCUUCGCCUGCAGCGAAUGCGGGAAGAGCUUCAGCCAGAAGACUCACCUCGUUACCCACUUCAGGAUCCACACGGGCGAGAGGCCGUUCCUGUGCAGCGAAUGCGGGAAAGGGUUCAGCAAGAAAACCCACCUGAUGAGGCACCAGCAAAUCCACACAGGGGAGCGGCCCUUCAGCUGCACCCAGUGCGACAAAGGCUUCAGCUGCAAGAAGAACCUCCUCACCCACCAGCUGAUCCACUCCGGGGACGUGACCCACUACGCCUGCACCGAGUGCGGGAAGAGCUUCACCUGGAAGAAGAACCUCCUCACCCACCAGAAGAUCCACGCGGGGAAGAAGCCGUUCGUCUGCACCGAGUGCGGGAAGAGCUUCAGCCAGAAAACCCACCUGAACACCCACCAGCGCAUCCACACCGGAGAGCGGCCCUUCCCCUGCGCCCAGUGCGGCAAGGCCUUCAGCCAGAAGUCCAUCCUCAUCACCCACCAGAAGACCCACCUGGGCAGCCGGCCCUACGCCUGCACGGAGUGUGAGAAGAGAUUCAGCCACAAGCAGGACCUGAAGCGACACCUGAGGAUCCACACAGGAGAGCGGCCCUACGCGUGCACCGCGUGCGGCAAGAGCUUCAACCAGAGGACGCACCUCAUCACGCACUGCAGGAUCCACACCGGGGAGAGGCCCUUCCCCUGCGACCUCUGCGGGAAGCGCUUCAGCAAGAAAACGCACCUCAUGAGGCACCAGCGAGUGCACGCCGCGGUAAAGCCGCACAUGCGCAGGCUCAACAUAGGGGCCAUCUCCAUGGGGAGCCAGAUUUCGCUCUCGGUUGGGAGUCCUAUUUCACUCGGGGGUCCCCUGAAGGAGGAGACCAUCUACAUUUACCAGCUGUGAAAGAGGAGCCACGCUAGACGCCUGCCCCACGGAGCUGAGCGAGGAAGGUGCAAAGAAGCAGCUUCUUGUAAAAUAACCACUCAGAAUCCAGACAGUUCUGGAUGUGAGAGAAGCUUCACUACUGCUCCACAGCAGGCCACGGGCCUGGACCCAGCAGGCAGGAGCAGGUCCAGUCUAACCAUCCAGCUCCUGGUCCCACCAGCAAACACGCACAGAGCAGAAUCCACGUCUAUUUAUCAGGCUGACACCUGCAGAUAAACAUUAGAGCACCCCAGGGACCAGCCGAAGGUUCGUCUCCUCUCUAAGGUUAAUUAGUGGCCUCACACAAAGAACAUACUUUGGCUCAAAUUUGCAGCAAGUUGCCUUAGUUGCACAUGCAGAAGUUGAGUGCAUCUGUCUGUGCCCCCAAAAGUGCAUCAGCCUAUGGAAGAUGAGCAACUGCAUGCACAAAAGCAUGUUUGGAGUGCACAUAAACACCACGUGCUCCCAAUAUUUGCAAGCACAGUUAGAGUCCCCCGGGAAACACGUCCCUUUGUAUCCUGGAUGUAAGAACAUCCAUCACAACUGGACAUUUUAAAGGUCACAAGACAGUCCACAUAGACAUUCACGGGAAUCUACGGGGAGGAAUAGAAGCUUCACUACUAGGUCUUGCUUCAGUCUACUCUGCAGAUUUGAACCAGGAGAGCAAAGACAGACCUGCAACGAAUGUGUGAAAAGCUGCUGUCGAUGUUUAUAUGUAAAUCUCAAAUGGGAUCAUCGCAGGAAUCAACAAACCACAAAGACUGCACUCAAUUGUACAGUAACCUGUGAACGCGGGAGAAAUGGGGGGACAGUGUCCGGCGUGUAGAAUGGUUUCAAAAGGAGUAAAGGAAUAACCAGGAUACCCUGUUACCUCCUUUGUCUGCCCCUCCCCCUGCAC
Messenger RNA from Mauremys reevesii (Reeves's turtle), 6212 nucleotides. RefSeq names its product oocyte zinc finger protein XlCOF6-like. The record is from RefSeq and is a predicted model, not a curated record. The coding region runs from base 2570 to 5293 and encodes 907 amino acids. The transcript has 2 exons. NCBI's taxonomy places the organism in Eukaryota, Metazoa, Chordata, Testudines, Geoemydidae. Gene Ontology annotation, biological process: regulation of DNA-templated transcription.